This is a messenger RNA of Amphibalanus amphitrite, 2979 nucleotides long. Its product is annotated as fidgetin-like protein 1. The coding region runs from base 249 to 2270 and encodes 673 amino acids. The transcript is spliced from 12 exons. Gene Ontology annotation, molecular function: ATP hydrolysis activity; ATP binding; microtubule severing ATPase activity. The record is from RefSeq and is a predicted model, not a curated record. Lineage: Eukaryota; Metazoa; Arthropoda; Thecostraca; Balanomorpha; Balanidae.
UUGUGUUGUUUUUUUUUUUUUAGGUAUAUACUGCAUCGAUUCUUGUAUAUCUUGUUUUUUCAGGCUCCAAUUCAUAGAUAUACAGACUGUACAUCUGACUGUACAUGCACUUCAACGAAAUCGUGUGACAAACAACCUAUAGGGGCUAUAGCGGGCAUAACUCAAACUUGAACUUCAACUUGAACCUGAACUUCUAGGUUGAUAUCGACGCAUGAUUUGUGAAAAGAACAGGAAUACAAAGCCCAGUCAUGGAAGCUGAAGAUUGGAUGGAGAUCAGAGCAAUAUUGAUGAAUGAAUUAUCAAAAACUGAUGACCAAUUUGACAAAGCUGACAUAAUGAGAAGUAUUAUUGCAACCUCAGGAAUCAACAUGGCCUCAAUGGAAGGGAGGGAUGAAAUCAGUGGCCUGAUUCUGGCAGAACACCUGUCAAAGUAUGCAUCAAUUGUAGAUGAUAUUGAUGGUAUCAAUAAUUAUGCAGAUGACUGUCUUGCUCUUUGCAAGUCAGCCAAGAAUGAAAGUUCCACUUGGACAGCAGGCAUCACUGAGGAUUUUCUGUGUAAGCUGCUACCAGCCAGUUCAGCCCCGGAGCCAUCAGAUCUGGGCCAGCUCCGGGAGGCGGUGGCCGAGAGGCUGAACACCCCAUCAUCUGCUGCCGCGGUGGCGGCGCGGAGUACCGACUUCGGUCCUCUGCGGUCAGCGGGAGUCUCUGCCGCCGCUACCGGACCGGCCAGUCUGCCGCGGCCCGCCCCUCUGUUCCGCGCAGCUGCCCCUGCCGAGCCGGCUGUCCCGGUCCCGGCCCCAGCCCCCGCCCCCGCCCCGGGGGCCGGAAGGUACCGGUUCCAGCCAGUGCGACCCUCGGCUCCGCUGUUCCCGGCGGCUGGUGGAGGGUCAGCCGGGUACAAUGUGGCGGCCCAGGUCAGGUCCAUGAUGGCUCCCGGCUCGCGGCAGGGCAGAGUGGAGCCGCCGACCGAUGCUGACCGCUACCCGCGCGGGCGAGCCGCCAGGGGCAGAGGUUACGGUAAAAGAGCACGCGGCGGCUGGGGCGACGACGAAGCAGAGGAGAACCAGGAUCCGGCGCCGCCGCCAGUGUCCUCCUUCAGAACAGCCAAGGAAGAGCAUCUGCUGAACCAGCUGAAGAGCCGCGGCUACACGGCUGAGCAGGCCGAGAAGCGCGUCACCAGCUCCCUGUACGGGGGACAGCGGCGCGGCAGUCUGGGCACCCGCCGCGGCCCGGCCGGACGCUUCGUGCCGCCCGUCAGGGACGCUGACGAGGACAAUCGUCCAUCAGCCGGCAUGGCGUCAUCAGCGGCUGAUCACGGAGGCGGGGGCGGCGCGGCGGGCGCAGAGGUCCUCCUGGACGAGCGGCUCAAGAACAUCGAGCCGCGUAUGGUAGAACUCAUAACCUCAGAAAUCAUGGACCGCGGUCCGCCCGUCACCUGGGACGACAUAGCCGGGCUGGAGUUCGCCAAAAACACCAUCAAGGAGAUGGUGAUCUGGCCUCUACUGCGGCCGGACAUUUUCACCGGGCUGCGCGGCCUGCCCAAGGGCCUGCUUUUGUUCGGCCCUCCCGGUACUGGCAAAACGCUAAUCGGUAAAUGUAUCGCCAGCCAGUCCCGGUCGACAUUCUUCAGCAUCAGCGCCUCGUCGCUCACCUCCAAGUGGGUGGGCGAGGGGGAGAAGAUGGUCCGCGCGCUGUUCGCUGUCGCCAGAUGCCACCAGCCGGCAGUGGUGUUUAUCGACGAGAUCGACUCUCUCCUCUCUCAACGCUCCGAGACGGAACACGAGAGCUCGCGGCGCAUCAAGACAGAGUUCCUCGUGCAGUUGGACGGCGCGGGGACCAGCGGCGAGGACCGUCUGCUGGUUGUCGGCGCCACUAACCGGCCUCAGGAGCUGGACGAGGCGGCCCGGCGCCGGCUGGUGAAGCGGCUGUACGUGCCGCUGCCGGACGCCGCCGCGCGCAGACAGAUUGUGGAGCGUCUGCUGAGCUCGCAGAGACACCAGCUGAGCGGCGAGCAGCUGGACGCAGUGGCCGCCGAUACCGACGGCUACUCGGGGGCGGACGUGGCCAACCUGUGCCGAGAGGCGGCGCUGGGCCCCAUCCGCUGCAUCGGGCCCGACCAGAUCCACGACAUCACCCCCGAACAGGUCCGGCCGCUGAUCUACGACGACUUUGUGGCUGCGCUGGCCAACAUUCGAGCCAGUGUGUCGCAGGAGGACCUGCAGAUGUACGUCGACUGGAACAGGCGCUUCGGCACCGGCGGAGCCAGGUAGCCGUCAGAGGAGGCGUUAGCUAGUGGGCCGAGGGAUCGGAGUGAUAGGAGACAAACGAGGGAGCGGAAAGGUAGUGGAGGGCACAGAACGGUGAUGGACGGGGAGCCGAAUGACCGCGUAUGAGGCAUACGUGGGAAUGGAAUGGCAGUGGAUAGGCGCCGAUGACCAACGCAGUCUGGGCGCCCUAAACCCCCAAUUCAUCAUCAUCGAAUGACGGUGGACGGGGGUGAAAUUGGGAGGCUGAGAAGUCACUGACCAUUGACCACACUGUUAUGACUAUGAGAACCAAGGUGGACGGGGCUGCCAAAGACCGCCGACUGGUGUUUGUCGCAAAGGUGCGUUUGAACUUCGUUGUGAUCCUUGAUGUUUGCGUCCUAUGGCAAUGCAGUUUGUGCCGUGUGAGUAGACCCGUUUGCUUCAAUGGUAGCAAGUUGUGGUGUGACCUGAAAAUCUGUGAUAACCGGUUCAAUGCUGGAUGGCGAUUCAUUGGAAGGACUCGAGCUCUGCUGUAGUGAAUCGAUGCCUGCGUUGCGUUAUCUAGGUUAUAAAGUAUGAAGCGUCUUGCAUUUGCUGUCUGUCGAGUGAAUCACUUGGACAUAUAGCAUCAAGCCAUAAAACAAAUGUUAUGUCAUUCCAACUCGUACUACUUAGCGUCUCUCUCAUUCAUGAAACUUUAUAGGUUUUCUAUUUUCAAUAUAUAACACUCAUA